This is a messenger RNA of Gavialis gangeticus (Gharial), 1212 nucleotides long. RefSeq names its product tudor domain containing 10 (gene TDRD10). The transcript is spliced from 11 exons. Lineage: Eukaryota; Metazoa; Chordata; Crocodylia; Gavialidae. The record is from RefSeq and is a predicted model, not a curated record. Bases 333 to 1064 code for a protein of 243 amino acids.
CCGCUCCCUCCCCGGCGCGUUGCAGGUCAGGCUGCGGCAAGCGCGGCCCGGCGCCGCCCCACAAGAAGAAGGGGAAACCGGAGCAGCCGAAGUCCUGGGGUGCCUCCAGGAAGGACUGUGAAGCCCACGGGGGAAAGCCCUUGCCAGGUAUCACGGAGGAGGAUGUCCUGCUCUGGCUGAAGGACUUCGACCCUCAGCACCUCAAGAGAGGCCACCCUGCAUUCAAAAGCAACGUGCCUGUUGGCUUCAGCUGCACCGAGCAGGCACAGUGCACGGUCCAGCCACGCAGCGACUGCACCAGGAUCCUGGGCAACACCGACGAGGGGAAUGGCAUGAGGGGCACGGCCUGGCCAAGGAGCCAGCUGGAGAUGCCGGCUCUGGAGAAAGUUCCUGAGGAAGAGCUGGGGCUGAGCAGUGCAGGUGCUGAGGCCCGAUUCCUGCAACCGACUACUCCCCAUGCGGUGAAGCAUGAGCAGGUUCGAUACGCUGUUCCUAUGGAAAUGAGAGGCUCCUUCCUGGUGCUCAUGCUGCGGGAUUGCUACAAGGACCUGAGCUGGCUGGCUGUGAUAGCCAAGACCUACGGGGAUGUGGGGCUGCUGGUGACUGACUGCCUGCCGCAGACACCCUACUUCUGGGCCAUCCACCUCACAGAAGAGCGUCAUCUGCACAUGCAGCAGCUGUUCGGGGCCUUGGCACAAGCGGAGGAGCAGCAGCCCUACCUGGCCAAGCAGGAGGUGAAGCGCGGGACCCGCUGCCUGGCCCAGUGCGUCCUGGGGGCUGACAGCAGAGCCUGGAACAGGUGCUGGGUGCUGGAUAAGGUGGAGGACCUGGCUGUGGUUUUUUUUGUGGACUUUGGCUGCUCAGCCACCAUCCCAGUGAGCUCGCUGCGGCAGCUGGACAAGGAUUAUUUCUGGGCCAUCUGGCCAUUGGCGCAGCCCUUCAUGUUCCAGGAAGCGAUUCUGCCACCGAGAUGCAUCGUCCAACAGGUGCUGAGAGGGAAGGUUGUCGGCCCCUCUCCAACAGAGCCUCACAUCCUGCAGUUUGCUGUCUGCAUAGGGGACUAGGAGGCAUCUGUUCAAUCUGCAGUGAUUUCUAGUCUUCCAGGCAGGUGCAGCCUCUAGAAUGAGAGACCAGAGCCCUGGCACCAGGAGGGAGCUCUGGGUGUGUGGGGAACUUGCUGUAACUCAUGUUUUAUUUAAAAAAAUUAAAGUC